AAAAAGAUUCAAGAAAACCAAACGUAUUCACUAUCAGAUCAUUUGCUAAACCACAUUAUUAGAUACAGCUAACUUCCUAGUGUGACAAAGCCUAAUGACGUCUAUGGCAACUCUUACUACAGUUCAGCCCACCACCGGUGUCAAGGACCUAGCUGGAAGCUCCUUUACUGGAACUAAACUUCAUGCUAAAUCAUCUCGCCUCAAUUUCAAGCCCUCUAAAUCCAGGGCUGGUGCUGUGGUCGCAAAAUAUGGUGACAAAAGUGUAUACUUUGACUUGGAGGAUUUGGGCAACACCACUGGUCAGUGGGACUUGUAUGGAUCAGAUGCACCUUCACCCUACAACCCCCUUCAGAGCAAGUUCUUUGAAACAUUUGCUGCUCCUUUCACAAAGAGAGGUCUGUUGCUCAAGUUCUUGAUAUUGGGAGGUGGCUCAACUCUUGCUUACUUCAGUUCAACUGCAUCAGGGGAUAUCCUACCAAUCAAGAAAGGCCCCCAACUUCCACCAAAGCUCGGGCCACGUGGCAAGAUUUAAUUGCUUCCCUAUCCAACUUUCUUGACCAUCAUUUUGUAAAUGAUGUAUUAUCUGUCACAGCUAGUAAGUAUAAAUUGAAGCUAAUUUGAAGCUUGCCUACUGACUUUGUAGCUUAUGAUAUUUUAUUGUAGUUCUUGUUGGUUCA
Molecule: messenger RNA, 677 nt
Organism: Lycium barbarum (goji berry)
Lineage: Eukaryota; Viridiplantae; Streptophyta; Magnoliopsida; Solanales; Solanaceae
Product: photosystem I reaction center subunit VI, chloroplastic-like
Exons: 3
Coding region: 95-532 (145 amino acids)
Biological process (GO): photosynthesis
Cellular component (GO): photosystem I reaction center; photosystem I; chloroplast thylakoid membrane
Source: RefSeq, a predicted model, not a curated record